This is a messenger RNA of Selaginella moellendorffii, 4510 nucleotides long. RefSeq names its product pentatricopeptide repeat-containing protein At1g06710, mitochondrial-like. The transcript has 3 exons. NCBI's taxonomy places the organism in Eukaryota, Viridiplantae, Streptophyta, Lycopodiopsida, Selaginellales, Selaginellaceae. Gene Ontology annotation, molecular function: protein binding. The record is from RefSeq and is a predicted model, not a curated record. Bases 13 to 4491 code for a protein of 1492 amino acids.
AGGGUUUAUGCAAUGCGCGGGCUAUGGGCGGGCGGAGGCGCCGCGAUCGCCAAUGCGCGCGCCAGGUAUCUCUCCAAUAUCGCAAUGUCGCAUCGCCCGCUCCCCCCGGCAGAGAUUGAGCGCCUGGCCGAGAUAAUCCUGCGACAGGUGAUGGAUUCCAAGCGAGCCGGGGAAGGAAUCGAGAAAUCCCUGGGUCUGUAUGGCGAUAUUCUAGUCCCUGACCUCGUCGGCAAGGUGAUCCACCGGAUUCCGGAUCCAAACACCGCCUGGGAGGUGUUCCAGUGGGCCGGGAAGCAAUCCAAGUUCACGCACAACAGGUUUACUUGCAACAAUCUCCUCAGCGUCUACGUGAAGGCCCGGCGCGUCGAGGACGCGCAUCUCUUCUUCCAGAGCCACAUGAAGAACGUCUUCGAGCCGGACGAGGUGUCUUACAACACGCUCAUGAAUGGUUUCUUCAAGGCUGGCGACGUGAAGAAGGCGCUGGCGCUGUUUGGAGAGAUGAAGGACUCCGGCAUUGCGGUCCUGAGGUCUCACAACAUUGUUCUUCGAGGGCUGUGCUCCGGGGGAAAGAUCUCCAUGGCCUGGGAGGUUUUCAAGGACAUGAGUGGGAUUUUCUCGCCGAACCUCAUCUCGUACACCAUCAUGAUCGAUGGCCUUUGCAAGAGCCGCAAGGUGGACAAGGCCAUCACGCUCUUCAAGCAGAUGGUGGACAAGGCUAUCUACCCGGACGUGGUCACGUAUGGUGCUCUGAUCGAUGGGCUUGGCAAGCAGCGCCGGGUGAAGGAAGCUUAUGACUUGUUCGAGGAGGCCAGGGCGAAAGGAUGCCACCCGACUGUGGUGACUUACAACACCAUGAUCGACGGGCUUUGCAAGUGUGGAAGGAUUGAGAACGCUUUGACGCUCUACGACGACAUGGUGAGAGAGCCACACUUGAAGCCGGACAUGUUCACGUACAGCGCUCUCAUAAACGGUCUCAACUUAUCCAACAGAGGGGAGAAGGCUUACGAGCUGUAUGAAGAAAUGCUGGACACCGGCUGCUCGCCCGACGUUGUAACUUACAACACUCUCCUGGACGGGCUCUGCAAGUCGGGUUGCGAGGACAAGGCGAUGGAGAUUUUCAGGAAGAUGGGAGUUGGGAACGUUUGCGAUCCCAACGUGAUCACCUACACAGUUCUCAUCGACAGGUUUUGCAAAGUGGAUCGGCUGGGAGAUGCUGUGAAGCUGGCGAAAGAGAUGGAGGGCAGGUCUCUCCUCCCGGACGCCGUCACGUUCACGACGGUGAUCCAGAAGCUGUGCAAGGAGUCGAGAAUCGACGAGGCUCACGAGCUGUUUGAGAGCAUCGGAAAGACUUGCAAGCCGGACUCGGUGCUCUUCAACACGAUGCUUGCUGGCUACUGCAAGAUAACGAGGAUCGACGACGCAAAGAAGCUGCACGACCGAAUGCUUGACAGUGGCUGUGCUCCGACGCUCGCAACUUACACAGCUCUCGUCACUGGGUUCUGCCGCACUGGGAGAUACAGCGAUGCCUUGAUCAUGUAUCACGAGAUGAUCGAGAUGGGAUUUCCACCGGAGAGACAUCUAGCUGAGCUGGUCGAUCGGACUAGGACGGAUCAUCCCCCUCCUCGUCGUCCAUACUUCGUGACAACUGUGGUGGUUGUUCUCGAGAUCCUGGCCAGACUACCGCUGGAAGAAGUGCUGCGGCUGAGGUCCGUGUGUAGAUCCUGGAAGGCUGCCACAAGCGGCCAGCUCUUCAUCUCCAGGCAUGAAAAGUUCCAGAGGAAGUCGCCAUCGUUUUUCGUCUGCGGCUCCGAAGAGGGUACGUUUGUUUUGGAUCCGCGCAAGCAUGGAACAGACAGGAAGCUCUUGACUGCCCAGCAAAUCCCGAGGGAGUUCUUGUUGGAGCCAGCGGUGGCGUGCUUUGCUACGCUACAACCACGGUCCAUUACCGUCGACCUGGUGGUGUGGGAUCCUCGCGAAACAGUGCCACCAAACCUUCUACCCCAGGCUGGAGUUUGUCACCAUGGUUUUGCGCUUCUAGUUGUUUGGAAACUAAGAGCCGAUCCGGGGUUCGAACCCAUGAAGAGGGACCCUAUUUUUUUUUCGCUGAGAUUCGACCGUGUCACGUCUUCGUACUUGGAAAAAAAUUCUAUGAUUCAAAUAGCAUUUUUAGGGUUUAUGGGAUCGGGCAGAGGAUCGCCAAUGCGCCAGGCCCAAGAUGCAGUGGAAUAUGCGAAUGCGCGAGUCCAUAGCUCGUGGUGGCUAUGGCGGAUGGUUGUGGUAUGGCGACAGUUGGUUCGACUGUUUUCUUCUCCCGCUCGGAGCUUGGAGCGACGUUUGGUCGCGGCACUACAGGAAGGGAAGCUGCUGGACGAGGCCCUGGGGAGAAAGGGAGGAUUGGAUGGCUCUCUGGUGGCCUCGGUGAUGAGAAGUGUUGAUCCAGACUCCGCGAAGCAUUUCUUCCACUGGGCGAAGCAGCAAGUGGGCUUUUCACACACUUUGGAUACGUGCAAUGCGCUGCUGGAAGCUACUGUUCGAGCAGGGAGGAUCGGAGAGGCAACAGAACUGCUAGAGGCAGAGUUCAAGGCAGUGCUCAAGAAUGUUGUCACUUACAACAUCUUGAUCCGCGGCUUGUGCUCUGGUGGCGAUGCUGCUGGGGCCUUGGAGCUGUUCCACCGGAUGAGGAACUCGGGUGUUCGUGAGAACUCACAGACGUAUCUGAGCUUGCUCCAGGGGCUGUGCUCGGCAGGAAUGCUCUCGGCGGCAUGGAAGUGCUAUAGAGAUAUGUGGGACUUCUCUACGCACUUGGACGUCGUGGUGGUCACGACGUUUCUACACUGCUUGUGUAGAGCAGGAUCCGUGGACUCCGGGCUGGAAGUUGUGAAGCAGCUAGAGGCAGAGACGAAAUGCAUGCCGACUAUGGUGACUUACAAUGUUCUUAUCAACGGGCUGUGCAAGACCGGGAGAGUUUGUGAUGCCUUCACUGCCUUUAGAAAGGCGAUCCACUUCGGGUUUCGGCCAACAGUCGUCACGUACAGCACUCUCAUCGACGGGCUCUGUAGAGACCACGAGGUUGACAAAGGUUGCAAACUCCUGGAAGAGAUGGCAGGACGAGGCUGUGCUCCCAAUGCGGUCACCUACAAUACUUUGGUGAAUGCUCUCCUCGGCCAGGGUCGUUCAAAGGAAGCGUUCUCUCUUCUCGAACAGAUGGCAGCAAACGGAUGUCCUCCGGAGCUGAUUACUUUCGGCUUGAUCAUCAAAGGCCUCUGCAAAGAAGGAGAGAUCGAAGCAGCUUUUAGAGUGGUGGAUGAGAUGGUGGACAGAGGCUUCGUUCCAGACGUGGAGAUUCACACGGUUUUGCUGCAUGCUCUGUGCGAGCUAGGCCGAGUGGAUGAGGCGUGGUUCUUCUUCCAACAGGUACUGCUGAUCGGUUUCACUCCGGACGCGGUCACUUACAACACAAUGGUCGAUGGACUCUACAAAGCAGGGAGGCUAGAGGCAGCUGGAAUGGUAUUGCAGCUUCUGGCCGAGAGCCUCUCGUCUCCGACUGUUUUCACGUUCACCAUCGCGGUGGACGGUCUGUCCAAGGCAGGAAACUUGACCGGGGCUUCUGAAGUCUUCGACUCGAUGCCACAAACGGGAGUUUCUCCAAAUACUGUGACUUAUGACGCUCUCAUCGACGGCCUUUGCAAAGCAGGAAAGCUCGAUAUAGCGCUUGGCCUCUUAAGAGACAAAAGCUCGCAGGCAGGCAUGUUUGCGUUUAGCUCUCUUCUUCACGGGCUAUGCCAGGCUCACAGGCUCGAGGAAGCGAUCCAGCUGCUCAAAGCCAUGCCUUGCGUGCCGAACGUGGUCUGCUUCAACUCGCUGAUGAACGGGCUGUGCCAGGCUCGCAGAGUUGACGAGGCAUUCGAGCUUUUUGACGUGAUGAAGGAGUCCGGGUGCUCGGCCGACGUGAUCACUUACAACAUCUUGCUGAAGGGACUGUGCAAGCUGCGGAGGAUUCCAGAAGCUUACAAGCAUGUCGAGCUCAUGCGGCGGACGGAAGGCUGCUCUCCCAACGUGGUCACUUUCAGCACUCUCAUCCAGGGACUUUGCCACGCUGGGCGAGUGAACCAGGCCUGGGAAGUCUACGAGAGGAUGGUGGCGGUGGAGGGGAUCUCUCCUAACAGGUUCACGUACGCGUUCCUGCUGGAAGGACUCUGCAAAGCCGGUGACAGCCGUAGACUCGAGCAGUGUUUCGAGCAAAUGCUCGAAAGAGAGUGGAGGAGCUCAUCCUCAUGGCCGAUUCAUUCGCCCGAAGUGGACUUCCUCGUCUCCGGGUUUGCGAGAAACGGGCGAGCUGUCCUGGCUUACGGGAUGGCGAAGCUGAUGAUGGCAAGAGGAUUCGUCCCGGGUGCUGCUACGUGCCGUGCGGUGCUUGACGGGCUCUGGAAAGCAGGAGCCGCCAGAGAACACCGGGAAUUCGCCUCGCACCUCUUGAGCUCACAGGUUUGAUCAUUCUCGCAUCGAAAGA